GCAAUCUGACAUUGGGGUAUUUCCCAAGUAGGGCGGCUGGUUCCCGUGACUUGUGGGAGAUUGUUAUGCUAAACAUUGUCAUACGAUGGCAUUGAAAAGAAUAAAUAAGGAGCUUCAGGACCUGAACAAAGACCCUCCAGCCAGCUGCUCAGCAGGACCGGUCGGAGAUGACAUGUUCCACUGGCAAGCAACAAUAAUGGGUCCUCAGGAGUCCCCCUUUUAUGGAGGCGUGUUCUACCUGUCGAUCCAUUUUCCCGCCGAUUAUCCUUUCAAGCCUCCCAAGCUGGCGUUCACCACAAGAAUCUAUCAUCCGAACAUCAACAGCAAUGGCAGUAUCUGUUUGGAUAUACUCAGGUCACAGUGGUCGCCAGCUCUCACUAUCUCAAAAGUACUUCUAUCCAUCACUUCCCUGUUGACUGACGCCAACCCUGAUGACCCUCUUGUCCCUGAGAUUGCCAGAGUUUACAAAACGGAUCGUAGAAAGUACGAUGAUACAGCCCGAGACUGGACCAAAAAAUAUGCAAUGUGAUGCGACUUGAAACGUUUUUUAAGUUCGUAAGUGACAUGCAGGACUGCUAUGAUUGACAAUUUCGUAGACUAAAAAGAAUGUGAAUUUGCAGUUUCACCCGGAUAUCUUGUUUAUUGCUGUGAGGACCUGGGAUAUCACGGCCCUUUCAGUUCCUUCUAAGGGUGACAUACAUGUAGAUUUACAGCCCUGGAUCUCAAGCCACUAGCACCAUUGUCUAAGCUUGCACCUCAACCAUCCUGUAAAACCCUUGAGAAUAUUGACAUCAUUUCCCAUUGUGGUUACUUGUCAGCUUGCCCAGCUAGGCUUUAAAUAUGUACAUACUUGGUUCUCAGGUUCUUCAGCAAUAAUAAUGAAAAUAUCUUUACAUUUUGACAAAAAUGAAAAAUUCUCAUUUUGGACAGUAAAUGUUAUGCUAAAACAUGUGGACAACAUCAAUCGCCCCACUAGAUUUCAAAACCAGUGAGAACCAAUUAUGUCCAUUUUUAGCCUCGUCGAUUAGUCAUUAACAGUAGAGUUUGUUGUUGCUGUGAAUAUUCAACAGGGUUUUUUAAAGCGUUUAACUAUUGUCCAGUGCUAUCUUUAUCAUGAUCUUUAUCAUGUUUAUGAUUAUUAUUUGAUAAAUAUCAUUGUCACAAUUAUUAUUUGAAAUGUAAGUAAACUGUGCACUUUUGAAAUUUGAUGUAUUCCAACUUGUUCAUUUUAUUCUGUGACAUUAAUUAUGAGUCUAGUUCUUUGGGUGGUAAUGUUAUUGGUGCUAACAGGCUUUUAGACAGGUCAAGUUUUAGAGUUAGUUUUAGACUCAAUUGAAUAGUUAAGUACGUAUUUGUAUAUGCCUGAAAUCAAGUGACAGUUGUGCUGUUGUACUAAAGGUAGUGCCAACACAGGUCUCUAUGUUGUAUGGGUUAGUUGUCUUCAAACAGCAUCCUUAGAUAAGUGUCCUCAUUGUAUCUUCAUCCUCGGAUUUCCGGAGUAUUUUCAUCACAGGAAAGUAAGUGGUGAUUACCUCAGGUAGAUGGGUGUGUUUUCAGUUAGCAUGCGUACCUAUAGCAGUCCUGGGAAGGCAGUAGCAAGCAUUGCAAGUCCUAUAGAUUUAAUCAGUAAGUAGGAUCAUCACAGGUUAUAUUACUUACUAUCAUGAUGCACACUGAUUUCAGCGAGCACUGUUGGCCAGGUGGAUUAGGGCACAUCAUGAUUUGCUGUGCAGAGUUGCAUCCCUUUGUGCUGCCAGGAAUCAGGACCCAAUUUUAACCUGAUUGUGAUUCCUGGUUUAUUGGCAGUGUGCUUGUCAGUUU
Molecule: messenger RNA, 1821 nt
Organism: Haliotis rubra (blacklip abalone)
Lineage: Eukaryota; Metazoa; Mollusca; Gastropoda; Lepetellida; Haliotidae
Product: ubiquitin-conjugating enzyme E2-17 kDa-like
Exons: 6
Coding region: 86-529 (147 amino acids)
Biological process (GO): ubiquitin-dependent protein catabolic process; protein polyubiquitination
Cellular component (GO): nucleus
Molecular function (GO): ubiquitin conjugating enzyme activity
Source: RefSeq, a predicted model, not a curated record